AUGGGCAAGCCUCGUGCAAAAGACAACAUCAACAGAGGGAAACAUUCAAUGAAUCCCGAUAGGGGUAAGCUGGAAAAGGGGAGUACCAUGCGUUCGAAGGCGACCAUUAAACGGUUACAUAUGUAUAAGAAUUUCAAGGCCAAACGUGACGCGAAGGGUCAUAUAGUUCGUGCUGCCCCAUUCCAGUCAACAGCUCCUUCUGGGACAGUGUCUAGAGUUGACCCUAAUCGGCGAUGGUUUGGAAACACAAGGGUUAUAUCACAGGAUGCUCUGCAGAAUUUCAAAGAGGCUAUGAAGGUGAAAAAUCCCUAUGAAAUUAUGUUGCGCCAAACUCGUUUGCCCGUUUCCUUAUUGGAUGAAAAACGUACGAAGAAGAAAGCAGACAUUCUAGCAGCAGAAAGUUUUGCAGAUACCUUUGGCAAGAAGGCGAAGAGAAAGCGACCGCGCAUUAACUUUGAUAGUCUUACCGCCCUCGUUCAGAGCGCAGAGUCCAACCGAUUUGGAUACGAUCGUGAAAAAGAUCAGGCCCUCGUGAGGGAGUAUACUGGAGUACGCGAUGCCAUCAGCGAUCCACACUUUAAGGCUGGCACUUCCAAGCGGGUAUGGAAUGAACUGUUUAAGGUUGUUGACUCCUCGGAUGUCCUACUCUAUGUCCUGGACGCACGCGAUCCCAUGGGCACCCGGUCCAAGUACAUUGAAAACUACAUGAAAAAAGAAAAACCCAAUAAACACUUCAUUUUUGUGAUUAACAAAGUCGAUCUCGUCCCAGUUUGGAUCACCAAACGCUGGAAAAUGAUCUUGUCUGCCGAAUACCCCACUCUCGUCUUUCAUGCAAAUCUAAACAAACCGCUGGGAAAGGUGGCCCUUAUGGGUCUGUUGCGCCAGUUGGCAUCUCUGCACGCCAAGGACCGGCAGCAGAUUAGCGUUGGUAUCAUCGGCUAUCCCAAUGUAGGGAAGUCUAGCAUCAUCAAUGCUAUGCGGUCUAAGAAAGUCUGCAACGUCGCACCUGUUUCGGGCGAGACGAAGGUUUGGCAGUACGUAACCCUGCUCAAAUCCAUCUAUCUGAUCGAUUGCCCUGGCGUCGUCUAUCCGGAUGGUGCCACCGAAUGUGACCUGGUCAUGAAGGGAGUGGUUCGCGUAGAGUACCUACAGGAGCCGGAACUCUACAUCCCCGAGGUGUUGGCCCGCGUGAAACCCGAGUACAUGCAACAGCGCUACGCCCUGCCCGACUACGAUCCCACCUGUCACCCACUGUGGCACGAGAUGACUGAUCCGGCUGCAGCGGAGAAGCAGGCGGAGGUCAUUGCGCAGCCAGAUCCCGCACUUGUCGAGGUGCCGACGGCUGAGGGCGGUGAAGGGGCUCCCGAGAAGGUGGCAGUGGUGCAAGAAGAGGAGACGAAAUCCACCCUAUCCCGCUGGCCU
Molecule: messenger RNA, 1422 nt
Organism: Dibothriocephalus latus
Lineage: Eukaryota; Metazoa; Platyhelminthes; Cestoda; Diphyllobothriidea; Diphyllobothriidae
Source: the annotation of a GenBank genome assembly